UAAGCAGUAGACUGCUGACACAUUCUAUACAUUUGAGAAUAUGGCGUUCAGAGAUAAAGUGAUCCUAGUGACCGGAGGCAACUCAGGCAUUGGCAAAGCCAUAGCCUUACAUUUCUCUAAAGAAAACGCUAAAUUAGUUAUCGUAGGUCGUAAUAAAGAUACUAUAGAAGAAGUUAAAGAUAUUUGUACGGCUAACAGUGGAAAUGAAGCUAUGGGGAUACAAGCGGAUGUGAGUAAAGAUACUGAUGUUGAAAUGAUAGUAAACAAAGUCACUGAAAAAUACGGAAGGCUGGAUGUCCUUGUAAACAAUGCUGGUGUGUUCAUAUCUGAUGAUAUCUAUACUGCUACAAUGGAAAAUUUUGACGCACAUAUAAAUACGAAUCUGAGAGGAACUUUUAACCUGACAAGGUCGUUUGUACCACUUCUUAUCAAGGCACAGGGUAAUGUCAUCAGCAUCUCUGGAGUAGAAGCGGUAAAGUAUUGGGAAGGGCUGUUGACUGAUAGCCUGUCAAAAGUAGCAAUUCAGAAUCUGACAAAGUAUGUGGCUUACGAACUGGCGUCGAAGAAGGUUCGCGCUAAUUCUUUAGCUUUGGGCUAUGUGACAGGGACGAAGAUUAUACAGAGAGCGAAUAUAGAUCCCGAAGAGUUCGGUAGAGGAUUCCUUCCGAGCGUGCCCCUGGGAGAGGCCAUCAAACCUGAAGACGUGGCAAAGACAGUAGCGUUCAUUGCCAGCGAUUCAGCCAAACAUAUAACUGGACAGAACAUAGUUAUGGAUGGAGGGUUCAGCUGCUAUUAGUGGUAAUAAGAAAGAUGAUCACGCUCACUGGUCAGAGCUAUAAGGGAGGGUUUAUAAAUUACUGGUUAAUUUUGUAAGACAUUAAUGUUGGGCAACGGCUGCUGUAACUUAUUCAAUAGAUGAAAUGUUAAAAUAUUGUUAAAUAAAAAAAAACAAUGAAGAAGGAAGAGUGCACUAGCACAAACUA
Molecule: messenger RNA, 983 nt
Organism: Leguminivora glycinivorella
Lineage: Eukaryota; Metazoa; Arthropoda; Insecta; Lepidoptera; Tortricidae
Product: 3-oxoacyl-[acyl-carrier-protein] reductase FabG-like
Exons: 4
Coding region: 41-796 (251 amino acids)
Source: RefSeq, a predicted model, not a curated record